Guillardia theta CCMP2712 is the source of this 987-nucleotide messenger RNA. RefSeq lists its product as hypothetical. Bases 1 to 987 code for a protein of 328 amino acids. The transcript has 9 exons. The record is from RefSeq and is a predicted model, not a curated record. Lineage: Eukaryota; Cryptophyceae; Pyrenomonadales; Geminigeraceae.
AUGGCGUCAGGGCUGACGGUGAUGGUGCUUGUGAUCGCGGCGGUGAUGAUGGCGAAGAUGGUGAAUAUGAGCCGGAGCAUGAUGCCGAGCGUGCUCUCAUCCAAGGGGGACGCGCAGAAGCGGACGGCUCUCGCGUCAAGGUUCUCCGAUGCUGUUGAAGCCGCAAAAGUCCUGCAGCAGAAGAAUGCGCUCGUUUCCCGGCAUCGAAGGGGUCUUGCUGUUAGGGGAGAUGCUAACGACAGGGCGCCUCAAGCUCAGCCACAGCCAUCCAGCACACAGCACGUCACCUCUCCUCCUUCCUUCGUCCCAGGGAAGCACAUCGUCGACAUCGACGCCGGGGAGCUCGUUGCUGGCACCGACGUCACUUUCCAUGACUUCAACGCAAGGGGGGCGGUGGGCCAACCGACUGCGCCCUCGGCCAGGGAGCAGUCGAACGACCGCAGGAUGAUCGGAACCGAUGCCACGUUCCAUGACUUCAACGCUCGUCGAGGAGGAGAGGCUUCUACUGCAGCAGCUGGUCCUUCAAAGGGCUACAGGAGCCAUCGCGUCACUGAGGCGCAUCGGAGGCAUCGGACGGCUCAGAAGUCGUUGGACGCCACGGACAAGAGACCACAGAGCAUGGAUGCUCCCCAGACGAUCAACGUGGCGAGCGGGUUGGGAGGAGGGGUCCCCAGCUCUAUGUGGGUCACCCACCGUCGUGCACAACAAGUGAAGCAGGAGGGAUCGCGAGUGGCGCAGAAGUCCAGGAGGCCUCAGGAUGCGAGGGGAACACGUGUAGGCAGCAAGGCAGAAAGCCAACCAGCUCAACGACGCCUCACCAUGCGAGACAUGGAGGACAACGUUGGGACAAACAUUGUCUUUCAUGGCGUUGUGAACGAGGUGAGGGAGGGGAAGGGAGGAGGAUACGCCAUGCCGACUGUGGGGCAGGGAGGAAUCCUCGGAGCGAGGAGGAGGGGAAUUCGCUUCAACGACAGAGAAAUGUACUGA